Molecule: messenger RNA, 4692 nt
Organism: Vitis vinifera (wine grape)
Lineage: Eukaryota; Viridiplantae; Streptophyta; Magnoliopsida; Vitales; Vitaceae
Product: putative ribonuclease H protein At1g65750
Exons: 26
Coding region: 624-2714 (696 amino acids)
Biological process (GO): proteolysis
Molecular function (GO): cysteine-type peptidase activity
Source: RefSeq, a predicted model, not a curated record
AACACAACAAUCCUGAACUUUAAAGUUAGGAAAUUAGGAAAACCCACGCAACACCCGACCUAUAAACUCUGAAAUUUGGGGACUCCGCGACUUUCUCUUCUUUUGCCCUAACGUGAUCUGCAAUUUCAUGGAUCGUUUCUGGAAACCGCGAUAGAGCUUCGUCUUCCUUUUGGAGUAAUCGCAGUCCUUGUUGUACUAUAUGAGCAGAAUGACAAACCCUCCUCUGAUGUUGAGUUUGUCCAACAGAAGUUAGGUGGUCCAACUGUGUCUGAAUAUGAAAAGCUACAAGCUGACAUGUUAGAUCUGCAAAUAAAGUAUAAUGAGCUCUUGCCAGCGCACCAAGAGACCUGCAGACAGAUAUAUAUGGACUGUUUCCUGAAGGCAAUAUUCCAUCACUCAUAGAUUACUUGGGAAUUGUUGUUGAGACGUCGGUAGGCUUUGCUGCGACUUGGGAGGGGUCGAGUUUCUACCUAUCACACCAUUGCAGGAGAUACACUGACUUCCUAUACCUUAAAGAACCCCCUUGGGAUAUAGCAGCUAUUGGUGCAUACUUUUCCCCAACUUCAACUGUACACCAGUGCUGAAAAUAGAAAAAGACACCCACCAGUCGAUAUAAGAAAGACAUGGACAGCAGACAAAGAAAGCGGAGAAGCCAUGUUCCAACAAGAUCUGGACCGGUUAAGUUACCCAAAUCCCGCUGCUCAGGAAAAAAAUUCCUAUCAAUCAUAGAUACCCUUUCUGUGGAGAAGAAAAAUGUCAUUAGCGGUAUGGGAUUUGGAGGAUUGAUGCAACUUGGCUGCAGAGAGUUGCGUUAUGACCUACUAACGUGGAUAGUCGCCAAUUACGACAUUGGCUACCACCGCGUAUGUAUGCAAACUAAUGUUGCUGUCCCAAUCACGCCCCAAGAUGUUAGAGAGGUCCUGGGCAUCCCGGACCAAGGCGUUGACAUUGUCAUUCACAAUAGGCGCGCCACACCCAAUUGCACAUACAACAUAAAAGUAUUGGAAGAUAAAUUGCAUGAUCUACCCAUUGGCGAUGAAUUCAUGAAGUGUUUCCUCAUUUUCGCCUGUGCCACUAUCCUUGCCCCAAACUCAAAACAAGAAGGCAUGCAUGACUUGUGGGACACAAUUUGGGAUAGUGAUGUGGGUGUCCGCAUAAAUUGGGCCAAGUUUCUUCUCCAAUAUCUAGAGGAUGGGAUAAGGGACUACCGGAAUACUCACCCUACAUACAUUAGAGGUUGUUUGCUGUUUCUUCAGCUUUUUUAUAUGACGAAGUUCUACCUCAUGUCUUUCAAAGUGGAAGUGCGCAGUCCACUAUGUGCUGCAUGGACAGAUGAGCACAUCAAGUGUCGCUUGGCAGCCGAAAUACAAACUUAUGGCAAUUAUGGUCAUGUCCAGGUUUUAGAGCAAAGCAACCCACAUGUACGUAAUGAUGCACGACCGUGUGAGGCAGGAAGCUCACAUUCUGAUGACCCCACUGAGACAAUUGAAGCACGGUUGAUCCGGAAUUUAGAGCAUCUUAUUAGCCUCGCUUCAUCUGUGGCACAAGACAUUGCCACACUACGUUCAAGGUCUAGUGGAGGACAACGUGGCUGUGCACUUACCCCACCAGAUGAAGCAGUUAAUGUCGACAUAAACAAAGAAGAGGGUAGCACCAAUGUGCAUCCAUUUAGUGAUCAACUAAUGGGAAAAGGAAGCGGUUCAGCAACGACACGUUCUGGCCAACAAAGGGCCACCAAUGCAGCAGCCGAUGAUGGCCCGUCUACUGAACAAGAGCCAUGCCCACCUUCAACAGAGGGUGCUGAAUUUCAUUCACCUAAAGGGGUACAAAUUGGUGUUGAAGAAGGCCAUGGCAGCAAACUGGUUAAAUCUACACCUAGACGGAGAUUUAAACACACGACGAAAAGGCUUGUAAAGCCAGCCGCCAUUUGCCCCUUCGUCUCUCAAUGUGUUAGACAAUUUCCAAAAAUCAGCCAUGAAGAAAGGAUGGUUGCUGAUUAUGCAUUGUCGGAAGGCGGUGACCCAAGUGAGAUCUUGUGUCAUAUGCAUGGGACAUACAUCACACGGGAUGAACUUUCUUCGCUCAAUGGAGGUCGUUGGGUGAACAGUAUGAUUAUAGGGGUUGUGUGUCGAAUGCUAAAUGUAGAACAAGAAAGACCACCGCGUGCACACUAUUUUGACCCAUCAUUCUCUGUGGUGCUGGCCAGCCUGACGACAAAGGCAAAAAAGCAUGAAAUAAGGGACCGGUGUCGGAUGUUCCUUGAUGCUGAAUAUGUGGGCCAUGAUUUCUCAAGUUGCGAGCUGCUUUUCUUUCCCGUCUGCGAUAACAACCAUUGGCACGUGCAUGUGCUGAAUAUUCCAUCGUCCAGAGUCGAAAUCUUAUCUUCGUUGCCUUUAAGAAGGGGCAAUGGGAUAAGUGUCGUAUCAAGACGAUUGUCUGAGACAAUUGGAAAAGCAUUUCAUGCUCAUGGCAUGCUACGACGAGUGGAGGUCUCAAAAUUCGAGCAUGUACAACCCCAACUUGUGCAACAACAAAAUGGAUUUGAUUGUGGCAUGUUUGCAAUAAAGUACAUGCAACAUUGGAAUGGGGCCACACUAGCACAAGCAAUCGCGGAGGACAAGAUGCACCUUUAUCGCUUGAGGCUGGUUGUUACGUUGGUUAUGAAUCCCGCAAACAAUGCUAGAGAUACGGUCAUGAAGGCAUGUCGACUAUGACAUCUGCGGCCAACAUUCAGAAAACAUGAUUCCUCACAAGCAUGAAGCCACCAUGAGGAAGAUGGGAGAAAUUUGACAUUGCGAAAUUGUGGAUGCUGGAGAAAGGGAUGUGAUCAUAAGACAUUCUCAUCAUCAAUCAAACUUUAUAAUAUAACUCUUCAUUUUUUUAUUUUUGUUUGUAAAUUUAGCCAUGCCUAAUACGAGAGCUCUCUAAAAACUAUAUACAGACAUAAUAAAUGCUUUUUAGGUUAGGUGCUUUUAGAUUAAUUUAGCCGUUUAUACAAAACAUACAUUGGUAUAUGAAAUUUUGGUUGACCUUAAAAGGUUACUCCAUUACCUCUUGGCAGGUUCGUAGUUCUAUGAGAUCCAUGCAAUAUGAGAAACUAUUGUCUAUGUUGAAGAACUCGCUUUUUAUUCUGCAUACUAUUUGGCCAAGUGUACAGACAGAGGACUUCAUUAUACCAACUUAUGAUCGUUGGUCACCAUGGUUUUCGGGAAUUUAGUUUAUGGAAUUGAACUUGUCCUUGGUACUGGAGUCAAAUCUGCUGAUGUGAGGCGGAAGACACUACUAAAAGCAACUGGAUAAACAAUAAGUUACAAGAUUCUCAUCAUUGCAACAGGUGUUCGGGCAUUGCAGCUUGAGGAAUUUGGAGUGGCUGGAUCAGAUGCUGAAAAUGUGUGUUAUUUACGUGACUUGGCUGAUGCCACCAGGCUUGUUGAUGUCAUGCAAUCUUGUACUGGUGGGAAUGCUGUUCUGAUUGGCGGUGGGUACAUAGGCAUGGAGUGUGCUGCAUCUUUGGUGAUAAAUAAAAUAAAUGUUACAAUGGUCUUCCCAGAAGGACAUUGCAUUGAUCCAGAUUGAAGAAGAGCUUGGGGAAAUAGCGGUUUAUGCUGGCGAAGAGUGGAGGCAGUUGUGAUCAUUAUUUCCAGAUUUUAGCGGAGUUGUUCAAAGUGUCUCUCCUACAAUGAGCAUACGAAGGAAGAGUAACAAAGACAUUGUUCCUAAGCGUGAUAUUACUAUUGCGGACAAGACGAAGAAGAGUGUUGUGGUCUCUUUGUGGAAUGAUCAUGGUACUAAUGUAGGGCAGGAAUUGUUGGAUAAUGCUGAUAAAUUUCCAAUUGUUGCAAUUAAAUCUCUCAAAGUUGGAGAAGGGAGGGUUCUAUUGGGUUUGAUAUCAGUCCUUCAUCUAAGGGUGGAGUGAGGUCCAUGUACUAUGACAGGGUUUCCCUUGCUCAUGUAACCAGCAACCCAUCUUUGGGUGAAGACAAGCAUCAGAGCAUGCAUAAGCUUCAUCAAGCCUGAUCAAACAAUGUGGUAUCGGGCUUGUAAGACAUGCAACAAGAAAGUCACAGAUGCUAUUGGUGUGAAGGAUGCCAAAAGAAUGAUGAUGAGUGCAGUUUAAGGUACAUAAUGGUAGUGAAAGUUUCAGAUGCUAGUGGUGAAGCUUGGCUUUCUCUGUUCAAUGAACAAGCAGAGAGAAUAUUUGGGUACUCUGCUGAUGAGCUUGAUAAGCUGAAAUCACAGGAGGGAGAAGAGAACCUAUUCCAACAGAAAAUGUAGGAAGCUAUUUGGGCUCCUCAUCUUUUUCGGAUUAGUGUUGCACAGCAUUAGUACAUGAAUGAGAAAAGGCAUAGGAUAACAGCCAGGGCUGUUGUUCCAUUCCAUUUUGCAGCUGAAUCCAGAUUAUUGUUGGAGGAGAUAUCAAAGAUGAAUCCAGUUUAUUUUGUUCGUUGGAUAACGGUAGUUAGUCAGUAUGCCUUCAGUUCCCUCUAUAUCUUAACACACAUCCCAUUGAAUAUAGAGGAAGCUUAAUCCUAACUUGGAAUGCACAUACCAUUAUUGUAAUAUAUGUUGCAGACAUACAUGUGGUUUUGUUGCAUUGUAGACAAAUCACUUAAAAAACAGUUUUACGACGUGGGUUUCCAUGUGAUCGACUUUUGGGCUAUCUGGUUAAUCAGUAACGGUUAUUUACCCCUA